Messenger RNA from Anguilla anguilla (European eel), 7516 nucleotides. Its product is annotated as dihydropyridine-sensitive L-type skeletal muscle calcium channel subunit alpha-1-like. The record is from RefSeq and is a predicted model, not a curated record. Gene Ontology annotation, cellular component: membrane; voltage-gated calcium channel complex. The coding region runs from base 254 to 5857 and encodes 1867 amino acids. Gene Ontology annotation, molecular function: high voltage-gated calcium channel activity. Gene Ontology annotation, biological process: calcium ion import across plasma membrane. Lineage: Eukaryota; Metazoa; Chordata; Actinopteri; Anguilliformes; Anguillidae. The transcript has 45 exons.
AGAGAGAGAGCGUGCUGAGUUUGGAGAGUGUGUCAGAGACAGAGGGAGACUGAGCAGGGCCGCGUACAGACCCAGGUUGGAAUACAGCGAGAGGGAGCGGCGUUUGGGAGCAGGGGGAGCGCGUUUAUCCGGGAGGGGGACAGCGUUUAUCCGGGAGGGGGACCGCGUUUAUCCAGGAGGGGGACUGCAUUUAUCUGGGAGGGGGACUGCGUUUCGCGAGGGGGCCAGCGUUUCACAAGGGGGACAGGCCAGGAUGGAGGACCCGGGCGAACCCCCGAUGACCUCCUUCAUCAUGGACGAGGAGGAGCUGAAGAGGAAGCAGAGGGAGAAGCUGAAGAAGAUGCAGGCCACCGGGGGAAAUCCCCGCCCCGCCCGCUCCCUCCUCUUCUUCACGCUGAAGAACCCCUUCCGCAAGGCCUGCAUCAACAUUGUGGAGUGGAAACCCUUCGAGAUCAUCAUUCUCCUGACCAUCUUCGCCAACUGCGUGGCUCUGGCCGUUUUCCUGCCAAUGCCGGAGGAAGACACCAACAACACCAACUCCAACCUGGAGGGCCUGGAAUACCUCUUUCUGAUCGUUUUCACAUUGGAGUGCUUUCUGAAAAUAAUUGCAUAUGGGUUACUGUUCCAUGAAGGAGCCUAUUUACGGAACUGUUGGAACAUUCUGGACUUUGUCAUCGUGUUCAUGGGGCUUUUCACUUUCGCCCUGGACACCAUUAAUGCCAUAUCUGGGGUCGUGGGGGAGAAGGGCGGCGGGUUCGACAUGAAGGCGCUGAGAGCCUUCAGGGUCCUGAGGCCGCUGCGCCUCGUCUCAGGGGUCCCCAGCCUGCAGGUGGUGAUGAAUUCCAUCCUCAAAGCCAUGCUGCCACUGCUGCACAUUGCCUUGUUGGUCUUCUUCAUGGUCACCAUCUAUGCCAUCGUGGGCCUGGAACUCUUCAAGUGCAAGAUGCAUAAGACCUGCUACUACACUGGCACAGAUGUCAUCGCGGUUAUGGAGAACGAGAAACCGGCACCUUGCGCCCAGGCGGGUAACGGCCGGCGCUGCCUCAUAAAUGGGACGGACUGCCGGGCCGGCUGGGUGGGGCCCAACCACGGCAUCACCCACUUCGACAACUUCGGCUUCGCCAUGCUCACCGUGUACCAGUGCAUUACCAUGGAGGGCUGGACGGACGUGCUCUACUGGGUGAACGAUGCCAUUGGGAACGAGUGGCCCUGGCUCUACUUUGUGACCCUCAUCCUGCUGGGCUCCUUCUUCGUGCUCAACCUGGUCCUGGGCGUGCUCAGUGGGGAGUUCACUAAGGAGCGCGAGAAGGCCAAGUCUCGCGGAGAGUUUCAGAAGCUGCGUGAGCGGCAGCAGUUGGAUGAGGAUCUGAAGGGCUACAUGGACUGGAUCACCCAUGCAGAGGUCAUGGACAACGACCAGGAGGGCCAAGGGCUUCUUCCUCUGGAAGAGGGUGGCUCAGAGACGGACAGCCUCUAUGAGAAGGAGGGCAUGAACCGACUGGUUUACUACUUUCGCCGCGGCCGUCGUUGGAACCGCUUCUUCCGCAGAAAGUGCCACACGUGGGUAAAGUCCAACGUCUUCUACUGGCUGGUGAUCCUGCUUGUGUUCCUCAACACCCUGGCCAUAGCCACGGAGCACCACCACCAGCCCGAAACGCUAACCAUUGUGCAAGACAACGCUAACAAGGUGCUGUUGACCCUCUUUGCGGUGGAGAUGUUCCUCAAGAUGUACGCCUUCGGCCUGCCGGCCUACUUCAUGUCCAUCUUCAACCGCUUCGACUGCUUUGUGGUGUCCGUGGGCAUCCUGGAGAUCAUCCUGGUGACGCUGAACGUCAUGUCUCCCCUGGGCAUCUCCGUGCUCAGGUGUAUCCGCCUGCUGCGUCUCUUCAAGGUCACCAAGUAUUGGACAUCGCUAAGCAACCUUGUCGCCUCCCUGCUCAACUCCGUGCGCUCCAUAGCCUCCCUGCUCCUCCUACUCUUCCUCUUCAUCGUCAUCUUCUCCCUCCUGGGCAUGCAGGUGUUUGGAGGCAAAUUCAACUUCCCGGACCAGGAGGUGCGACGCAGCAAUUUCGACAACUUCCCCCAGGCUCUCAUCAGUAUCUUCCAGAUACUCACAGGAGAGGACUGGAACUCCCUGAUGUAUAAUGGAAUCAUGGCUUAUGGUGGACCAGUCUUCCCAGGAAUCAUGGUCUGCAUCUACUUCAUCAUUCUGUUUGUCUGCGGCAACUACAUCCUCCUGAAUGUCUUUCUGGCCAUCGCCGUGGACAACCUGGCGGAGGCAGAGAGCCUGACCUCAGCCCAGAGGGAGAAAGCCGCGGAGAAGAAGCGCAAGAAACUGCUCAGAACGCUCAUCCCUGACAGGUCAGAGGAGGAGAAGGCCCUGCUGCAGAAGAAGCUGGCGGAACAGAGGGCUAAAGCAGAGGGGAUCCCCACCACAGCCAAGCUGAAAGUGGACGAGUUUGAAUCAAAUGUAAAUGAAGUUAAGGACCCGUUCCCUCCAGCUGAUUUUCCAGGUGACGAUGAGGAGGAGGAGCCAGAAAUCCCGAUCAGUCCCAGGCCCCGCCCCAUGGCAGACCUGCAGUUGAAAGAGAAAGCGGUGCCCAUGCCAGAUGCCAGUUCCUUCUUCAUCUUUGGACCACAGAACAAGUUUCGUAAGCUCUGCCACCGGAUCAUCAACGCCACCACCUUCACCAACUUCAUCCUGCUCUUCAUCCUCCUCAGCAGCAUCUCUCUGGCUGCUGAAGAUCCUAUUGAUCCACUGUCCUUCAGGAACAAGAUCCUGGCUUACGCUGACAUCGUCUUCACGUCAGUCUUCACCGUUGAAAUUGUGCUCAAGAUGACUACAUACGGUGCCAUCCUGCACAAAGGCUCUUUUUGUCGGAACUCUUUCAACAUCCUGGACCUGAUUGUUGUGGGCGUGUCUCUCCUCUCCAUGGGAAUGGAGUCCAGUGCCAUCUCCGUGGUGAAGAUUCUCAGGGUGUUGAGGGUGCUGAGGCCCCUGAGGGCCAUAAACCGAGCCAAGGGCCUGAAGCACGUAGUCCAGUGUGUGUUUGUGGCCAUCAAGACCAUCGGCAAUAUCGUCCUGGUGACCAUGCUGCUGGACUUCAUGUUUGCCUGCAUUGGCGUACAGCUCUUCAAGGGCAAAUUCUACAGCUGCACCGACCCCUCUAAGAUAACUGAGACGGAGUGCCAUGGAACCUUCAUUGUGUACAAGGAGAAUGCUCUGCAGGACAUGGUGGUCCGGAACCGCGAGUGGGUCAACAACGACUUCAACUUUGACAACGUGCUGAACGGCAUGCUGGCGCUCUUCACCGUGUCCACAUUCGAGGGCUGGCCACAGCUCCUGUACAAAGCCAUUGACUCAGACGUUGAGGACAUGGGCCCCGUUUACAACAACCGGGUGGACAUAUCCAUCUUCUUCAUCAUCUACAUCAUCCUCAUCGCCUUCUUCAUGAUGAACAUCUUUGUCGGCUUCGUUAUUGUCACCUUCCAGGAGCAGGGUGAGGAGGAGUACAAGAACUGCGAGCUGGACAAGAACCAGCGUCAGUGUGUGCAGUAUGCCCUCAAAGCACGCCCCCUGCGGUGCUACAUUCCUAAGAACCCUUACCAGUACCGCGUGUGGUAUGUGGUGACGUCCUGCUACUUCGAGUACCUCAUGUUCCUGCUCAUCAUGCUUAACACCCUCUGUCUGGGUAUGCAGCACUGUAACCAGUCAGACCAUGUGACUAAACUCUCUGACACUCUGAACGUAAUCUUCACUGUGCUCUUCACUGUGGAGAUGAUCCUCAAGCUCAUGGCCUUCAAAGCCAAGGGAUACUUUGGGGACCCCUGGAACGUAUUUGACUUCCUGAUCGUCAUCGGCAGCAUUGUGGACGUCGUACUGAGCGAGAUCGACAGUGCUCUGGCUGCUAGCGGCGGACUGUACUGCCUCCACGGCUGUGGCGAGACAAACCCCAUGCAGGCCAUUGCAGACGCGGAGAACGCGCGGGUCUCCAUCACCUUUUUCCGGCUCUUCCGUGUCAUGCGGCUGGUGAAGCUGCUGAACCGAUCGGAGGGCAUCCGAAACCUGCUGUGGACCUUCAUCAAGUCCUUCCAGGCCUUGCCUUACGUCGCCCUCCUCAUCGUCAUGCUCUUCUUCAUCUACGCUGUGAUCGGGAUGCAGGUGUUCGGUAAGGUAGCUCUGGUGGACGGCACGCAGAUCAACCGGAACAACAACUUCCAGACGUUCCCUCAGGCCGUGCUCCUGCUGUUCCGAUGUGCCACGGGAGAGGCGUGGCAGGAGAUCAUGCUGGCCAGCAUGUACGGCAAGCGCUGCGACCCCAAGUCUGACUUCCUGCCGGGGGAGGAGUACACCUGCGGGGCCAACUUCGCCAUUUUCUACUUCCUCAGCUUCUACAUGCUCUGCGCCUUCCUGAUCAUCAACUUGUUUGUGGCAGUCAUUAUGGACAACUUUGACUAUCUGACACGUGAUUGGUCAAUCCUUGGUCCCCAUCACCUGGACGAGUUUAAGAGAAUCUGGGCGGAGUAUGACCCUGAAGCCACGGGGAGAAUCAAGCACUUGGAUGUGGUUACUUUGCUGCGGAGGAUCCAGCCUCCGCUGGGAUUUGGAAAGUUCUGUCCUCACCGUUCUGCAUGCAAGCGGUUGAUAUCAAUGAACAUGCCCUUGAACAGCGACGGCACGGUGACCUUCAAUGCCACCCUGUUUGCCCUGGUCAGGACCGCGCUGCACAUAAAGACCGAGGGUAAUUUUGAACAGGCCAAUGAGGAGCUGCGAGCCAUUAUCAAGAAGAUCUGGAAGCGUACGAGCAUGAAGCUGCUGGACCAGGUCAUUCCCCCCAUUGGAGAGGACGAGGUGACGGUGGGGAAGUUCUACGCCACCUUCCUCAUACAGGACUACUUCCGCAAGUUCAUGAAGCGGCAGGAGGAGUACUACGGCUAUCGACCCUCCAAGAAGAACAAGAAUGCCCCGGAGAUACAGGCAGGGCUGCGGAGCAUCGAGGAGGAGGCAGCUCCAGAGCUGCACAGGGCCAUCUCAGGAGACCUGAUGGUGGAAGAGGAGCUGGACCAGGAGGAGGGUGGAGAGGAGGGCAUCUACAGGAGAACCGGGGGCCUGUUUGGUGACCACGUGGACCCCUUCAGCUUGGAGCCCAGCAGCCCCCUGCACACCCAGGUGACCAGCCAGCGCCCCCUGCAGAUUUCUGACAGUCGUCCCGAGGACAUCGAGUCGCCCCCAGACUCCGUCUUCCUGCCCAACACAGAGUUCUUUCCCAUGACGCCCCCAAAAAGCAACACCAACAACAACAACCUGAACAAUAACGCAAUGCCAGGGUUUGCUUAUGAAAGAGAAGGAAACUCAGAGCUUCUGUCCGCUGAUGAAAGCAGCACCUAUUUCAGUGAGGACUCAGAACACUGCACAGGCUGCCCCUCAUUGGCCCCCCAGCGUGGCUCCGCCCUCAUGGACAGCAGUGAUAGGCUCUUCUCAGAGGUGGUAGUGAGGACUGACACCACUCAGUUCCCUUAUAUCCCCAGUAGGGACAAUGUUAGCAAGUCACAUGACUCCCAGCAGCCAAUGAAGCAGGAUCCUGUUCCUGCUACUGAUCAGCUGAUACAAGAGAUCUUGACGGAAGGAGGUCUGGGCACGUUGGCGCAGGAUCCGAAGUUUGUGUCGGUAACGAAGCAGGAAAUGGCUGAAGCUCUGCUCGUCGACGUGAAAGACAUGGAGUCGGCGGCCAUGGCCCUCCUCAACGGCCGUUCGGGGCGUGUGGUCAAACGGAAGAAACGGCCCAUCCCAACCCCACCUGGCCCCACCCCAGCCCCGCCCGCCUCACAGCUCCCUGGGGCCAGCGGCAACCCAUAAGCCCCGUCGGCAUGCCGCUGCCUCUGUGACAUCACAAUUGACAAGGCUUUGUAGGUGACAUCACAGGAUUAUAAAGCCUGAUUGCUUACCUUGGACAGGAAAUGAGCCCUGAUUGGCUGACCCAACCUUGUUUUAAGACGUUGACUGCAGUUGUAUUUUAAGCAAACUUGAGGUGGAAAGUCUUAAGACUUGGAACCUCAGACUAGAGAAAAACUACAACAACAAAAAAAACAUGUCUUUACGUGAUCCACUGCCCACAAGACAUAGAUUAAUGAAAUAAAAAAGGUAAAUUAAGACAACAGAUUCAUGAAUAUUUUUCCUUCAUGGUUCUUCAAGUUUCUUCAUGUUCUUCAAGCGAUAUUAAAAUGACACAUUUCCCAUUAUCUAUACCAGUAGACAUGGUUAAAAAACCACGCGGUCUGUUGGAGUCAUUGCUGAAGGCUAACGGCUGUGUCUUUGAGUGGCAGUUUCGCAGCUAACAAACCUGGAGCUUCAGCUGAGUUUUCUGAAGGUCAGUGAGGGUCAGUCAGGGGCUUGCCGUCCACAGGAAGUGGAAAAAAGGUUAAGCACUGAAUACAGAGAUUUUGGGUGCCUUUCUCAGUUUUAGAGUCUGCGCUCAACUUUGACUGAAUUUAGGCUGAUGUUCCCAGUGUUGCCUGAGAGUCUUACAGAUGAAUCUUCUGUGAAGCAAAGGCCAUUGGGACUUGUUUUUAAGGGAAAGGAUCUUGUGCAUUAAACUGAAAAAUGCCAGUGCUUUGCCCUUUUUAUUUUUAGGUUUUAUCCAAAACUAUUGACAACACAAUUUCCUUCAUGGCCUAUCUCUUCAAACUAGAGAAACUCUGAGGCCUUUGUUCAUGAGAGGAUUUUUUUGAAAGUGUUGUUCCUUUUUUCAGUACUUUUUAUUAUAUUGUCAAACAUUACUGUUGGUCAGUCAUUAUUUAUGAGAAUCAUUUGCCUUUCUUACAGACCAUGCCUUUUUUGAUAGUGUGCCUGUUAUCUCAAUGGAUGAAUCUAUUUUUUAGAAGGUGUCAGUCUCCUUUAGCUUCAGAUCUGAAGACUUGCAUGAACUCGGGAUGGCUCGUGGAGAGGUGUGCGGAAGGCGUCUGGAGGUAGACAUUUCAGGCCUCUCUCCUAGGGGCACGUAUCGUUGUCUUCAUGCCUGGAGUAUGAGGGUUAGGGGGUUGUGCUGUCGGCAAAAUACUGCUGAGGACCCACUGCAGAGCACCACAUUUCUCCUGCAGUUCAAACCGAAUUAACUUAAGGACUCAACAUUUUUGCACUUUCUGAAAUUGUUUGGAGGUACUUUAAUUGUGUGAUUUUGAGGGAAAUGCUUUUCUGGGGAAGGCUCAGCCGUACUGUAAAGCAGCCUCAUGUCUCUCGCUUACAAGUCUUAAAGGUGUUAUUUUACGGUAAACUUUUGAUUGGUCUAUUCUGCCUGUCCCUUGUUCUUGUGUUUUCUUGAGCUCCAAGUGCCCUAGCCUAUUGGUUGAGUGCUUUUAUGCCUUUUUAUGCUAUUUGGAAAAUGGUUUUGCGCUCUCAGUUCCACCUCCCCGACCCAUUUCCCUCCCUUUGUAGGCCAAAUGUAUGCUAUGCGUAGCUUUUACAGUAUUUACAGUGUAGUUAUCAAAUUGCAAAAAUAAAAAUCUUCCAAACCAAGCA